AUGCUUCAGGCCCACGAGCUCCCUUUUCGAUCCUUGCUGCCAAAGCGUCGGCAGCAGCAACUGCUGCCGUUCCUCUCUCAUCGUUUGAGCUGCCGAACCCUGCCUUAUCCCCGGCACCGUGCGUUGCAGAUCCGCCCCCGAGCAGGCCCGCUCAAGGCUCUCCGCGGAACGAGCCCGCUUUCUGCCGGAGCUUCCUCCUUCCGCUCUCCGCGCCCCAGAUCCGCUUGUAGGUUCCGCGGAAACGACCCUGAAAAAAACAAAAGUGGAACAAUUGCGUGGUCUCGAGCCUCUGCAGUGAACAAUCUCCGUUCAGGGCAGGGGAGAGGGAUGAUGAAUGGAUUGAUUGAUGGCAUCAUCUGUUUGCUUCGUUCCGUACCUCUCACUUUUGUUUGUUUUCUCGGUGCCUUUCCCGCAGCCACAUGUUGCGUUUGCGUCUAUUGCAAAAGUGAUGUUCUUUUUCCCUAA
Messenger RNA from Saccharomyces eubayanus, 465 nucleotides. RefSeq lists its product as uncharacterized. Lineage: Eukaryota; Fungi; Ascomycota; Saccharomycetes; Saccharomycetales; Saccharomycetaceae. The record is from RefSeq and is a predicted model, not a curated record. The transcript has a single exon. The coding region runs from base 1 to 465 and encodes 154 amino acids.